This is a messenger RNA of Belonocnema kinseyi, 687 nucleotides long. RefSeq lists its product as uncharacterized. The transcript is spliced from 4 exons. NCBI's taxonomy places the organism in Eukaryota, Metazoa, Arthropoda, Insecta, Hymenoptera, Cynipidae. Bases 22 to 603 code for a protein of 193 amino acids. The record is from RefSeq and is a predicted model, not a curated record.
GGUGCCCAGUUUGAAUGAAAGAUGCGAGGUGCCGGGAUGCUGUGUAUAAGAACGGGGACCAUAUCUCUCCUUGUCCUUAUUAUUAGCCAUGCCUAUGGUCUACCUUUACAAAUACUACCCAGCAUCCCGGGCUACAUCCCUGUUUAUAUUAGAAAUGGAGACCAACCAUUAAUAGAAAUCAAUCCUGCUUUAGCCGAAGCAUUCCACGAGACUGAAAAUUAUUCCAAGGCGAUGCGAAAUUUGCACCUUGACCGAAUUUCUGAUCCACAGAAUCUUGAUGAUAUAAACAAGAUCAUAGACCCAAGUCCACAGUUUGUGAAUGAAUAUGAGAAAAACGGAAAUUCGAAUAUUAUGAAGAUACACAAGGUUCCAGAAAUAAUUCCAGAAACGAUCAAAGAUGAUGUAAAAAAACUAACAGUAGCAAUACAAAAAGAAGAAAUUGAGCCAAACAAAGAAUAUGAUUCUACUUCGAAAAUAUCAACAGAACCUGAAGAAAUUCAGUUUAUUAAAGUAUCCAUUGUCAAUGAUCUAGAAAACGCUAAAGGAAAUUUAGAUUACACCAAGGACCUUGCCGAAAAAAAUAACGAUGCUUUAAUUAAUUAAAAACAAAAUUAUGAAUGUAAAAAAAAAUCAAUGUGUAAAAAAUAAACUGAAAGGACUGAAAGUUUGACUGAGACUGCAAAGAUA